This is a messenger RNA of Caenorhabditis remanei, 3771 nucleotides long. RefSeq lists its product as uncharacterized. Gene Ontology annotation, molecular function: FAD binding; iron ion binding; oxidoreductase activity. NCBI's taxonomy places the organism in Eukaryota, Metazoa, Nematoda, Chromadorea, Rhabditida, Rhabditidae. The record is from RefSeq and is a predicted model, not a curated record. The transcript has 12 exons. The coding region runs from base 1 to 3771 and encodes 1256 amino acids.
AUGUCUCCUGGUAUAUUUUUCAAUGUGAAUGGGAUAGACGUUCAUGAAGAAAACGUGGAUCCAGAACUCACUCUUGCCUAUUAUCUAAGAAAUAAGUUAGGUCUCCGUGGCACAAAACUCGGUUGCGAGGAGGGUGUCUGCGGGUCGUGUACAGUAGUCCUCGGGACAUGGGAUGACGGAGAAAACAAGGCGGUGUAUAGAGCAGUGAAUGCAUGUCUGGUUCCUCUGUUUCAUGUGCAUCGAACAUUUGUGAUUACUGUGGAGGGAGUUGGAAGUCGGGAGAAGAUUCACCCGAUUCAGGAUCGAAUGGCAAGAGGACAUGCGUUGCAAUGCGGCUUCUGCUCCCCUGGCUUCGUAAUGUCUGCCUACGCUCUCCUCCGUAAUCACCCAAACCCCUCCAUCGAACAAAUCAACGCAGCAAUCCGUGCCAACCUCUGCCGAUGUACCGGCUACCGUCCCAUCCUAGAAGCCCUCUACAGUUUCAGUCCAGAAAGUGGAGGAUGUUGCGGAGGGAACAAGAAUGGAGGAGGGUGUUGUAAGGAUCAGAAAUCUAGUGAUGACGAUGAAGGAUAUGAUAAACUGCCAAAUUUCAAUGACUUCCCAAAGUACGAUUCGACGCAGGAAAUCAUUUUUCCACCGUCACUAAGGACCUAUGUGGAUUCUAAAGACUUGGUUAUCCUAAAAGGUGACCGAGUUGAGUUGGCGAUUCCAAAGAUGUUAGAGCAAUUCAAAAUGGCGAGAGCUGGCCGGAAUGCUAUCUCAUCGGGUUUGAUAACAAGAUUCGUGACAUCCCGGAACCCAGCUGGUUUCUCACAGAAAUGGAUCACCACUAGAUAUGUGAAGGAGUUCAAUGAGAUCAAAAUGAGCCAGGACCACAUUGAGAUUGGAGCAGCUGUGAGCAUUCAACGGCUCGCCGACACCCUCUCCGCCAAUCUUUCCGAUAACAUUGCUCCGGAAGUGGCUGCUUUCAUCCAGAAGUUCUCUUCUCCACAGAUUGCUAAUUUUGCGACAUGGUCCGGAGCUAUAGUCUCUGCUUCCAAAUCUUCCAUAUCUGUGAGUGACGUCCUCCUACUUCUCAACGUUCUCAAUGCUUCUCUCGUUGUCUUAUCUUCGGAUGGAGAUCUUGAACGAGUCAGCCUCGAUACGUUUGUUUUGAAUAAAUUAUACGAGACUGGAACGAUUGUCAGCUCACAGUUUUUGAGGAAAGACACCCGCAGACUGUUCUGCUUGAAACUUGGAGAGACUAGUGAAGAAGAUUCCACCAACUUCAAUUUCGCUGCUUUGAUUGGUGAUAAGAAGCAAGAAUCUAUGAUCUUUGUGGGGUUGGGUGGUCAGCCAAAACGGUUGGAUGAGCUUGAGAAAUAUGUGGAUUCUGGAGACUCUUACGAGUUGGAGGAAUUGUAUAUGGUGUCUGGAUUGGAAAGGAACAACAACUCGACAGUUGCGUUGACAAGGCUGAUGAGUUUUUUGAAAGAUGGGAGAAAAGUGGAGACAAAGGAGAAUGUGAACUAUUUGCAGUAUUUUAAGCCCACGUCCAACGACUGUGUUGGCCGUCCCAUCGUUAACUACUUCAACGAACGUGCUAUCACAGGAGAAGCCAUCUACGUCAAUGAUAUCCAGGCAUACAACGCCGUUCAUCUCGGCUUCGUUUUGUCCACAGUCCCUCAUGCAGAAAUAGUACAUGUGGACUUUUCGGAGGCGCUGAAACUAGAAGGUGUUAUUGGCUAUUUUGGAGCUUCGGAUAUCCCUGGGUGCAACACACCAGGUCUUCAAAAGACAAAUAUCAUGUUCCCUGAUGAUACCCCAAUUUUUGCAGAUAAGAAGGUAGAAUCAGUUGGUCAAGUGAUAGGAGUCAUUGCUGCUAACGAUGUGAUCCUUGCUCGAAGAGCCGCUAAACUUGUCAAAAUAGAAUUCAACCUGCUGAAACCGUUGACAGAUUUCAAAGAAGCAAGAGAUGCGGAAUCCCUACACGGACGUGUUCAACAUUAUGGGAAAGAGGAGAAAGAAUUGGAGGAGAGCUUCGGAAAAGCUCAGAAAGUGUUGGAAGGAGAAGUUAGCAUGGGUGGACAGGAACAUUACUAUCUGGAGACUCAGAGCAGUUUGGUGGUGCCAGGAGAGGGGGAUGAGUUAGUUGUUCACUGCUCGACUCAAGGUACAAGUUUCACGCAGUUGAUGGUGGCAGAGGUUUUGAAGGUUCCAGCUCACAAGGUUAUAGUGAAGACAAAACGUCUCGGUGGUGCAUUUGGAGGAAAAAUUAGUAACCCGGCGUGGAUUGCAUGCAUGUGCUCCGUAGUCGCUCGGAAACUGAAUCGCCCGACUUACGGAUUCCUCUCAAGAGCCGAUGACUUGGCUAUCACUGGAAAACGGCAUGGAGUGUAUGCCAAGUACAAAGUCGGGAUAGAUUCCAAAGGGAAAGUGCAAGGGAUCCAUUACCAAGCAUGGUUGAACGGUGGAUGGUCUAAGGAUCACACUGAACCGAUUACCAUGAUUAUGGGGACUUUAGUGGAUGAUGCGUACAAUAUGGGAGCGGUCCGUUUCGAUGGGUACCCUGUGAAAACGAAUUCGAAUAGUAAUACUGCAUUUAGAGGAUAUGGAAACCCGCAAGCGAAGAUGAUUAACGAAGGUGUUAUGAGAAGAAUCGCCCGGGAAGUUAACAAGGAUGUGGAGGAAAUCAAAAAACUGAAUUUUGCUCGAGAAGGGGAGACUCGAUACUUGGAGGAUCGGAUCCUCAAUGAUGCCCUGUUGGAGUGCUGGGAUUACUGUAUAAAAUGGAGUGAAUUUGAGAAGAGGAAGCGGGAAAUCGAGCAGUUUAAUCGCACCUCUCCUAUUGUUAAACGUGGAAUCGCAAUGUCAUGUGUAAGACAUGGACUGCCUCUUCCAGGACAUCAAGGACAUGGAAUCGCAAGUCUUCUUAUAAAUCUUGAUGGGUCCGUGCAAUUAUCGAUUGGAGGAACUGAAAUGGGGCAGGGGUUGAAUCAGAAGAUGUUGCAAGUGUGUAGUCAAGCAUUGAAUCGACCAAUUGAGACUAUCACCAUAGUGGAUACCAGUACUGAUAAAGUGACGAAUGCUCCAGAAACCGGUGGAAGUCACAAUUCGGAUACAAAUGGGAUGGCUGUCUUGGCGUGUUGUGAGAAGAUUAUGUCAAAGUUAAAACCGAUUCUGGAUAAAAAUGAAGGAGAUUGGGAGAAGUCUGUAAGAGAGGCCUAUGGGGCUUUUGUUCCAUUGCAGUGUACGGAAUAUGGAUAUGUCGACAGAAAGAAGUUCGGAUUCAGUGACUUUGAGCCUCCUUACAACACGACUGGCGCCUGUGCCGUGGAAGUUGAAAUCGACACUCUCACUGGAUACAACAAAGUGCUUCGUGUAGACAUUGUGAUGGAUGUCGGUGAGAGUCUCAACCCAGCCAUUGACAUCGGACAGAUCGAGGGAGCCUUCAUGCAAGGAUAUGGGUUGGUCACUUGUGAGAAGAUAACUUUCAACAACACCACUGGAUUCCUCGAUCAGAAUUCCGCUGGAAAAUACAAGAUACCAAAAGCAAGUGAUGUUCCGAAAGACUUCAGAAUCAAGCUACUCGGAAUCAAUAAGUCUAGUGGAGCGCAAGUGUAUUCCUCCAAAGGAAUUGGGGAGCCACCAUUGAUGAUGUCAUGUGGAGCAGUGCAUUCUGCUAUCAUGUAUUGUGUGGAUGAUUGGAGGAAGGAGAAUGGAAUCGAGGAAUUCGUCGAUACGAUUUCACCGUUGAGCGCCGACAAGAUACAGGAGUUGUGCUCGAAGUAA